CCUCCGAUUCGCAGGCAGAAGAUCGUCGCCGCCCUCGCGCUCUCCGGCGCCGCGGCGUACGUCGCGCCCGUCGCGCCGAAGGCGACGACGGCGCUCAACUCCAAGGCGGAGCUCGAGGCGCUCGCCAUGUCGAACACGGACGCGCUCGGCCAGUCCAUGGGCUUCUGGGACCCGCUCGGCCUCGCCGACGGCGACUUCUGGGGCCUCGGCAACGAGGGCACGAUCGGCUACCUCCGCCACGCGGAGAUCAAGCACGGCCGCGUCGCCAUGGCCGGCUUCCUCGGCUUCAUCGCCCAGUGCACGCCCCUCGUGAACGGCGAGCACGCGGCCGCGCCCUACCGGGGCUACGUCGCGGGCGUCACGCCCCAGGAGCAGUGGGACAACAUCCCCCAGGCGGGCAAGCUGCAGAUCAUCGCCUUCGUCGGCAUGCUCGAGUCCUACGGCGAGGGCGCGGGCAACCCGGACGGCUACACGCACUACACCAAGGGCGGCCUCCCGGGCUUCUACCCGUCCAUCAAGGGCAAGGGCGCCGGCCAGAUCACCUUCGACCUCUACAAGCCGUUCCCGAUCUUCCCGGAGCAGUCCGAGGCCCAGAAGGAGCGCGGGCGCCGCGUCGAGGUCAACAACGGCCGCGCGGCCAUGCUCGGCCUCAUGUCGCUCCUCUCGGCGUCCGCGGUCCCCGGCUCCGUGCCGGCGCUGUCGGGCAUCGAGGGCUUCCCGCAGUACUCGGGCAACGUGAUGAUCCCGUUCGAGGGCGACUUCACGCUCUUCUAA
Messenger RNA from Pelagomonas calceolata, 774 nucleotides. The record is from the annotation of a GenBank genome assembly. NCBI's taxonomy places the organism in Eukaryota, Pelagophyceae, Pelagomonadales, Pelagomonadaceae.